Molecule: messenger RNA, 2706 nt
Organism: Eruca vesicaria subsp. sativa (arugula)
Lineage: Eukaryota; Viridiplantae; Streptophyta; Magnoliopsida; Brassicales; Brassicaceae
Source: the annotation of a GenBank genome assembly
AUGUGGCGAUUUUUCUUCCUGAUGCAUGGAUAUAGAGGUUGCCUUGAGAAAGAAAGGAAGGCUUUAUUAGAUCUCAAGGCCUUCUUGAUCUCUGUAGAUCCCUUUGUCAUACUAGAUUGGCCUAACAAUAGAAGCAUCAGUUGCUGUCGCUGGGAAAGAAUCAAGUGUGAUGCUAAAAGCCGACGAGUCACUGGUCUCUCCCUAAAAUUGCAGAGCCUCAACUUAUCCGGGGCUUUGUUUGGUGGUUGGUCUGAUAAUAUUGAAGGUUACAAGAGCUUCAGAAAAUUGCCAAAACUUGAGAUUCUUGACCUCUCUAGAAGUGGUUUCAAUAUCAACAUGUUACCAUUUUUGCCAUCUGUGACAUCACUGAAGACUUUGAUUCUUCGUUUCAACUAUUGGCAAGGUGGCUUUCUGAUGAAAGAACUCAGUAAUUUGACAAACUUGGAAGUACUAGACCUGAGUGACAACUUUUUCAACGACACUCUACCAAGCCUAGGUUUGGCUGAUCUGCAUAAGCUCAAAGCUGUAGAUCUAAGCAACAAUCAAUUCUCUGGCUCACUUCAAGGAAUUUGCAAAUUGAGGACUCUGCAGGAGCUUGAUAUCCGUAGAAAUGUAUUUGAGGGUCAACUUCCUUCAUGUCUUGCUAGUUUUACAAAACUCAGAGUUCUUGAUCUCUCUUCAAACAACUUCAAUGGAAGUCCACCAAAUGUUAUCAGUAACUUGAAGUCCUUGGAAUACUUAUCUCUGAGUAAUAAUAACUAUGAAGGGAUUUUCUCAUACAGCUCCAUUAAAGACCUUUCUAAGCUCAAGGUGCUCAAGCUUUCAUCAAUGUCUGAUAAACUACACAUAGACAUGGAGAGCUCUUUGCAACCACAGUUCCAACUACUAGUCCUUGAACUGCGAGGUUCCAACAUUGAAAAGCUUCCUUCCUUUCUCUGGUACCAGACGGAACUCCGUCUUAUCGACAUCUCUAACAAUAAGCUAUCUGGACCGUUUCCUACUUGGAUAUUAGAGAAUAACACUCAACUUGAAGUAUUGUAUCUACAAUACAAUGCACUUCACACUCUUCAAGUACCUAGACUUGUGCAUACUCUACGGCUCUUGGAUCUUUCAGCUAAUAACUUCAGUGACAAACUUUCUGAUGAUUUCGGAAGUAUUCUUUCAAGUCUAAGACAAAUAAACCUCUCUGGCAACAAGUUCAAGGGAAGCUUGCCUGCUUCCGUGGGUGAGAUCAAAAACAUUCACGCUCUAGACUUGUCUCACAAUGAUUUCUCAGGAAAGUUACCAAGAAGCCUCUUCAUGGGAUGUCACUUCUUGAGACGGCUAACACUCUCACACAACAAGUUUGAUGGUCAGGUUUUUCCAGAGUCAACAAACUUGACUAGCCUUAUGAUGUUGCUUGUGGAUAACAACAUGUUCACAGGGAAUUUUGGAAAUGGUAUCCUGAACUCGUCCAGGCUGAACCUGCUUGACAUGUCCAACAAUUUUCUUACAGGGACUAUUCCAAGUUGGAUGGGAAGGUUUGACUGGAAUGUUCUUUCAAUGUCAAAAAACUUGUUAGAGGGUACAAUACCUUCAAACUUGUUCCACAGUCCAACCCUCGAACUUGUGGAUCUCUCUCGUAAUAACUUAUCAGGGACAAUAACAUCACGCUUCUCUAAUAUUAGUUUACCUUGGGGGAUGCUUUACCUGAACGACAAUUUUCUUACGGGCACUCUUUCAGAAACAUUGUUAGAAAACCUGAUGGUUCUUGAUGUUAGAAACAACAAGCUUUCUGGAAGUAUCCCAGUGUUUAUCAAUGCCAAUAGCGUCCGUGUUCUUCUGUUGAGAGGGAAUGAUCUAACGGGUUCAAUACCGUUGCAGCUGUGUAGUCUAAACAGAACAAGGGUUUUGGAUCUUUCUCACAACAGGCUGAAUGAGUCUAUACCACCAUGUCUAAGUAACUUAUCUUUUGGGGUAAAAGACAGUGUAGGAUCUAGUUUCUUAGGUGGCAUUACUCCUUACAUGGACCAUGACAUGGGGACUUACUAUGAUUCAAUCCUUAAUCUAGAUCAGAUAGCUCCAGAGUACACAUAUGGUCUGAACUAUAGCGUCAUGUUUGCAGCGAAACAGAGGUAUGAUUCGUACUUUGGUAGCGGUCUCCGUUACAUCUUUGGGCUAGACUUGUCAAACAAUGAACUAAGCGGUCCAAUCCCUGAAGAGCUUGGCCAUCUAGAGAGAGCACGUUCUCUAAACCUGUCUCACAAUUCCUUAGUGGGUUCCAUUCCUGAAAGUUUCUCCAACUUGAAAGACAUUGAAAGCCUUGAUCUUUCUUUCAACAACCUGCAUGGUCCUGUCCCAAUCCCAUUGACAGAGCUCAACUCUCUAGCUGUUUUCAACGUGUCAUAUAACAAUUUAUCCGGCCUGGUUCCUAGAGGAAAGCAGUUCAACACAUUUGGUGAAGACAGCUAUUUCAGCAACCCUUUUCUCUGUGGACUACCAACCGACAGAAGCUGUGACAAAAACAGUACAAAAGAACUAGAUCAAGAAAGCCUAGACGUAGACAGUGAAACCAAGUUUGACGUUGUUUCCUUUUGUUGGAGCCUUGGAGUCACAUAUGCCAUGGUUCUAUUAGGAUUCUUUUUCUUUGUCUGCUUUGAUUCUCCUUGGCGCCAAAGAUGGUUCCUCUUUGUUGAUGCUUUUGUCCGUUUGUUUCACAUCACAUGA